This is a messenger RNA of Arthroderma uncinatum, 1875 nucleotides long. RefSeq lists its product as uncharacterized. The transcript has a single exon. The coding region runs from base 1 to 1875 and encodes 624 amino acids. The record is from RefSeq and is a predicted model, not a curated record. NCBI's taxonomy places the organism in Eukaryota, Fungi, Ascomycota, Eurotiomycetes, Onygenales, Arthrodermataceae.
AUGACAGUGCGGAACCAUUUACGCAAAGAAGGGCAUCGAGGCCCAAUGUCACCGCUGUUUCCUCGCCAUGAGUUGAAGAUAUCAGGUCCUCUUCCACACCCUCUCCCUGCUUCCUACGACGCCGAACCUCCAAUCACGCCGAACCUUCUGUCCUUCAACACCCCAUUCCUCAGUUCACCUCGCCAUUCUCGCCAUUAUCCACAUACACCAACUCAAUCCAGUCCAUCCGAAGUUUCGCGACGAACGACAUACCAUCCCAUCCCGUCCCCAGGGGCGACGCCUGCUCACGCCCACCAGGUCUCUAUCUCGAGCAAUGUAUCCAACGCAUCCAUCAUGCAUCGUCGACGAGGGAGCACCCUCAAAACGGUCAUGCGGAAAAUAUUCGGCCGCAAGUCGCGAGAUGAACUAGACGAACUCAAGUCUCCGCAAGAAAUUCCCGAAGGUUGUCAAACCGAGUCUCCAGGGGUUCCUAGCUUGCAUGACGAAGACGAGGAUAUCGUGAUCCCAACGACCAUCCGUCUUCACAGAUCUUCGUCUCUCCCAAGCCUGAAAACGAGCCCUAAAGUUAGUGUUGAUGAUCGUAGAGCAUCUGUGGUUGACCUAGGCACUCCUCCUCAACCAUGGGUCUCCUCGGAGCUCUUGGACGUCCGAGUGCAUCGACGGCGGGCGACGCUGCCUAGUGUUGCCCUUUCGGUAACCGAUACACUAGAUCUUACCUCCAAGCUCGAUGUAGCUGGAGUGUAUGACAGAAAAAGCUCAAUCACCACUGGACACGGCAGCAGCCUCGAUGCCCUCGCAAUAAAAGCCGAUAAUCGGUAUAAACGGCGGUCACGAAGCGCGUGUGGUUUGCGAGACACUGCUAAGGCUCAUCGCAUGUCUCCAAUACAAUGGCGGCGAAGAAGUGAUGAAAUUAGAUUUUGGAGAGCCAGCACCCUCAACGACUUUACCGAAGCUCGACCUGACACUAGGGCUGCAACCUCGACAACAAUACAUGCUGACAUUGAAGAAAAGGACACGGAAGGAAGUGAAGAGGCCGUUGAAACCCCCAUCGAAAGGGUCGAAACCAACGAACCAGCACCAACAGAUGGAGAUGGAUUUGAUUUUAAAAAUUUAAUGGAAACAAUGCAGACCGGGAAUGAUCUCAACUUGGCGCAACGGGUGGGAACUCUUGAGGUGAAACUAAUGGACUUGGAGUUAGCUAUUGCAAAACUACAAAAUCAACACGCGCAAGCGGGUAUAACGAAAAAGAAGACCACAGCCUCGCCAGUCCGAGGCAGGACUAUAGACCCUAUCGAUGACUCGGGGCAGUUCAUUAGUUCAUUCAUAUCCACUCCUAGCAUCACUCCCCCACAAGGAUCUCCCGCCGAAGUGGAGGCAGCGCAAUACAGCAGUCCUAUUACGUUGUGUAACCAUUCUUCAAUGGAGUAUAUCUCACAGUCACGCCGCCCUCCAUCGCCAUAUCGUUCAGAUUCAGGUUUCCAGGGGAUAUCCGUCGAGCAAUAUAGCGCCCUGACGACGCUAAUGCGCCGAGAACAGUGCGCCAGAAAACUCCUCGAAGGCCAAAUUCUUUCGAUGCAACAGGAGAUUCGACGUCUUCAGGGCGGCGAGUCAUGGGGCCCGGUGCCUGGAAGCACCUUUUUGCGAUCUUCAAGCCCCGACUCACAGAUGAUGUCAAGCCCAUACCCUCAUGAAUCACCAAGGCAAGGAUCAUCGGUCCCAUGGAAGCACCCGCGCUAUCCCUCGCCCUCUCGAAAUGAUAGUUAUUCAUCUGAUGGCUAUCACCACAACUCCGACCCGAGAAGCUACCACACCUACCACCGAUCCCGAAAUGAUUAUUCUAUAACUCACAACAACCAUAUUCCAGGGAUGAUAUAG